Molecule: messenger RNA, 4739 nt
Organism: Gorilla gorilla gorilla (western lowland gorilla)
Lineage: Eukaryota; Metazoa; Chordata; Mammalia; Primates; Hominidae
Gene: THG1L
Product: tRNA-histidine guanylyltransferase 1 like
Exons: 6
Coding region: 3505-4401 (298 amino acids)
Biological process (GO): tRNA modification
Molecular function (GO): tRNA guanylyltransferase activity; magnesium ion binding
Source: RefSeq, a predicted model, not a curated record
AGAUGGGGUUUCACCAUAUUGGCCAGGCUGGUCUCGAACUCCUGACCUCAAGUGAUGCACCCACCUCAGCAUCCCAAAGUGCUGGAAUUACAGGCAUGAGCCACUGUGCCUGGCCUUCAGAUAAGACUUUUAAAGCUGAGCCCAGCCAUGGGUUUUUAUCCUCUAAUACCUGUGAGUUGGGUGAUCCUCCCCUCUUGAGGUCCCAAGAUAAACUCAGAGCUUCCAGACCUGUUAGAAAGUGACAUUCUUUACUGACCACAGGUUAGGAACCCUGUGUGGGGACUGUGCAGACAAGGUAUGAGGCCAUUUCUCCCCAAGGGGCUUUUAUUGGCUUUGCAUGUCAAGCUUGAUUCCUUAAAGGGAAACACACCCUUUCAGUCAAAUCCCUGGUAAAAUAACCAGUUUUUCCAACUGUGUCCUGUUUACAAAGAAAAAUGGAUUCUGAUUGCACUGAGACAAACAACUAUAUUCCCAUAAGUUAAGAGUACUCACAGAUAAUUUCCAAAUUCUAGAGGAACCAGGCAGAGAAAAAUAAACAUGCUCCAAAUUUUCUUCACAGUAUAACUUACUCAAUUAUUAAAGUCCAUAAAUAGUUUAAAAUAACUUUCCUUGACUCUGAAAAUCAAAACAAAGAUCGACAAUAUUCCAAGUAAAGGUUAAAAAGGUUGCUUUAACUUUCUGAGUGUAGUCCACCUAGUAAACUUUUAUUUUGCUUGAUAUUUGUCAACAUGUCAGUUCUUUAUGAGACCCUACAUUCUUUAUUUCAAUGUUACAAUCUUUAAAGCUAUUAAAAACCUGCAUUUGAGAACACCUGUUAAAUUCCUUCACAUAGCUUGAUUAUAAACCAUCUUUUGAGAAGGAACAAAGCAAGACAACAAUUGUCUGUGAAUGAAAACUUUCCAGGAUAGUUAAAAAUAUGACUGAUGAAGUUUACUUAUCUUCAUGGUUUACAAUAAUUUUACCCUUAAUUAUGAUUGAUAGCUAUACUUAGACAUUAGAAUUUUAGAAAUCCCAUACAAUUUUGGAACAUAUAUUAGUAUUAUUCAUCAAAAUAUAACUUAAAGAAGAUUGGACAUCAUUUUGGCAAUCUCUUAUGACUAAACAUGUCAAAUGAUUCAAUUUAUCUCUUUUCUGAAUGUUUUGAGGCCCUCUGAACCAACCAAAAAGUCAGGUAUCCGGAAGGACAAUUUCCAGAUUGCCAUAAAUUAUUUUGCCAAAAUGAUGACUCAAAAGGCAAAAACCUUUCAUUAGCCUUUAUUAUGACAUGAAAAUUUUGUUCAAAGCAAAAUUUUACCCUUGCAUUAAUUUAUUAAUAUUAACCCCAAUUCAUUUACAUGAAACCUUCUAGAUUAUUCCAUUUAAUCCUAACCAAUCUGACCAUGAGGUGAAAACUUUACAAACCUUUUAUAACCCUUUUACUAAAGGGCAGAUUAGUGUCUUAAGACCUCCUUGCUAUGCUGUUAUUUUAAUGCUUAAUUUAUGUAAAGACCAUAUAGAUGCUAUGGGAGAAGACAGUGUAGUACUUCUACUAUGCAUUUCACUGCAAAGCAACCCAAAGCCAAUUGGCUUAUUUUAUAUUCAGCCCAUCCCUGAUAGGAGUCUCAUCUCCCAGUGUAGGAUGUGGAUAGGGAAACCCUGUUUCUACAAAAAAAAUACAAAAAUUAGGUGGGCAUGGUGGCACACACCUGUAGUCCCAGCUACUAGGAAGGGAGGUGGGAGGUUCACCUGAACCCAAGAGGUCUAGGCUGCAGUGAGCUGAGAUCAUGCCAUUGUACUCCAGCCUAGGUGACAGAGUGAGACUCUGUCUUGAAAACAUACACAUAAAAAAAAAUAAAAAUCAUGAAUUCAUAUUGAUUAGUAAUUUUUAAAAAUUCACCUAAUGAAAGUAGGGCUCCUAGAGGAGGUAAGAUUUGGUUGUCUCCUGGUCAGCUUGGAGAGAGGAGUUUGUGGAAGUAAAAGGUGAGGAAUGAUAACCUACAGAAAACUGACUUCACAGCAACAGAAACAAAGAAAAGAUGCAGGAUGUCAUAAUUUAUAUCUUGGUCCUGCCACAUAUGUGACCUUAUGUAAAUUAUUUUUUUCUCUUUGAGUCUCAGAUUUCCCCUUUGUAAAGGUGAAAUCCAAGUUCCUCUUUUGCAUCCCUCUGAUGUUACUCUGAGCAUCAAAGGAGUGAUGACUACCAUUUGUGGUGCUAUUAUGAGGAUAUACACACAUACUGAUAUAGAUCCCUGUAUGGAUACACAAAAAACUGGUAACAGUAACUGCCUAAAGUAUGUUGUUAGGAGUCAGUGAGAGACUUUUUGCUACAUACAAAAGGAUUCAUAUUGUUUGAAUAUUUUUCUUUUUCUUUAGAGACAGAUUCUUGCUCUGUCACCGAGGCUGGAGUGCAGUGGCUAAUCAUGGGUCACUGCAGUCUCAAACUCCUGGCCUCAAGUAUCUUCCCACCUCAUCCUCCCCCAGCUAGGACUACGGGCAUGGGCUACCAAGUCUGGAUAAUUUUUUUUCUUUUUUGUAGGAACAGGGGUCUUGCUUCGUUGCCAAGGCUGGUAUGAAUCUCCUGAACUCAAGCAAUCCUCCUGCCUCUGCCUCCCAAAGUGCUGGGAUUACAGGCGUCAGCCACCGUGCCUGGCCUGAAUAUCUUUCUUGAGGAUGGAAAAAAAAAAAAAAAAAGUAAGUAAGUAGGUAAUGAAUUUGAAAGAGCUUUGUAAAUCACAAAGUAUGACACAAAUAUUAGGAUUUUAUUUUUACUAUUAUCCACCAGCAACAAGAUAUCAAACACUGGUUCUGUGAUUAUUUAAUGGUGAAAAAGUUGAAUAAAUCAAUUUAGUAUACCCAUAUGUUGGAAUAUUGAGUCCAUUUUUCUUUUAAAAAUCACACUUUGGAAUAAUUGAUGAUACUGGCAAAUGCUCAAGCUGAGUGGAAAAAUAUAUAAACAUUGUAUAGGCGAAUAAUUCCAAUCUUGUGCAUUCCCUGUGUAAACCUACAUACACAAAAAGAAAAAAGACUGAAAGGAACCAUCCACAGUGCUUUGGUGGGAAAGACGGAGAAACAAAGUGUUAAUUUUCUUAACUAUAGUUUUGGUGUAUUCCAGAUUUUCUACAAGUUAAUAAAUGCCACUAAGAAAAGGGGAAACAUCACAGCUACACCUUCAAACACCAGAAAAAGAAUUUUUUUUUUUUUUUUUUUUUUUUUUUUUUAGGUAGGGGUAUGAUUUUGAUCUGGGCACUAACGGGGACACUGAUUGCUUUCGCCAGUAAGUCAAGACCAGCAGAUAAAAAAUAAUUUUUAAAAACCUCGUAAGACUGAUUUGCCGCAGGACGGGAGAAGGAAGAAGCAAGCGUGGGAGGUGCUAACGGAGGAACCUAAACCUCCAUCCUCUUCCCCUGGGAGGUUAAAAACUACAGGGAGAGGCGAGAGAGACUAUGACCGCCCUACGGCUAGAGUAGCCGCGAAGAGAACACUUCCGGGGCGGGGCUAUCUGGCCCUUUCCUUUCCGCGUGUAGAAUGUGGGGCGCGUGUAAAGUUAAGGUUCACGAUUCCUUGGCCACCACUUCCAUCACUCUGAGACGGUACCUGAGAUUGGGGGCGACCAUGGCAAAAAGCAAGUUCGAGUACGUGAGGGACUUCGAGGCUGACGACACCUGCCUGGCACACUGCUGGGUGGUAGUGCGGCUGGACGGCCGGAAUUUCCAUCGUUUUGCUGAGAAGCACAACUUUGCAAAACCCAAUGACAGCCGUGCUCUCCAGCUGAUGACCAAAUGUGCCCAGACUGUGAUGGAAGAACUAGAGGAUAUUGUGAUUGCGUAUGGACAGAGUGAUGAGUACAGCUUUGUGUUCAAGCGGAAAACCAAUUGGUUUAAAAGAAGAGCCAGUAAGUUCAUGACUCACGUGGCCUCCCAGUUUGCCUCCAGCUAUGUGUUUUAUUGGCGGGAUUACUUUGAGGACCAGCCCCUUCUGUAUCCCCCAGGCUUUGACGGAAGAGUUGUGGUGUAUCCCAGCAACCAGACUUUAAAGGACUACCUCAGCUGGCGACAAGCAGAUUGUCACAUCAAUAAUCUUUAUAAUACUGUUUUCUGGGCACUUAUACAACAAUCUGGACUAACACCAGUACAAGCCCAAGGGAGAUUACAGGGAACUCUUGCAGCAGACAAGAACGAGAUUUUGUUUUCUGAAUUCAACAUCAACUAUAAUAAUGAGCCGCUGAUGUAUAGGAAAGGGACUGUGUUGAUAUGGCAGAAGGUGGAUGAAGUGAUGACAAAAGAAAUUAAGCUGCCAACAGAAAUGGAAGGAAAAAAGAUGGCAGUGACCCGGACCAGGACAAAGCCAGUGCCCUUGCACUGCGAUAUCAUCGGGGAUGCUUUCUGGAAGGAACAUCCAGAGAUUCUAGAUGAAGACAGCUGACCCUUUGCGCUUCAGUUCUGGUGUGCUUAACCAUGCAAGCCCUCCCACCUCCCAGGGUUCCUUGCCUUAGGUGGCUGUAGCAUCCCUACCACCCAGGACACUGGUGCGAAUGACACAACUCAAGUUGGGAGGGGAACAGGGAAGGAAGGGAUGGAUGGGGGUGGUGUAUCUUACUCUGUUUAAGCAGAACACCUUGUUUGCGGUGUUGGAACGUGGUUCCUUUGGCAGAAGUGCUUUUUUUUUAAUCGCAGUACUAUUUUUAUAAAGCAAGAACUAUUUCAUGCCUUGGAGAAUGAAUCAUUUUUAGAUUGUGACAUAAAUCUUGUAAAAACCUGUCA